AUGAAGCAGAGCUGGGGACUGAAGCUGUUCAUCCUGGGAGCCGUGGUCCUCACAGAGGGUCUUCAAGCUCAGCGUGCAUGUGGGCAGCGAGGCCCUGGUCCCCCUGAGCCUCAGGAGGGCAACACAGUGCCUGGCGAGUGGCCGUGGCAGGUCAGCGUGAGGAGGCAGGGCAUCCACAUCUGCAGCGGGUCCCUGGUGGCGGACAGCUGGGUCCUCACUGCGGCCCACUGCUUUGAAAAGGAGGCAAUGACAGAACUGAACUCCUGGUCAGUUGUCCUGGGUUCUCUGCAGCAUGAAGGUCUGAGCCCAGGGGCUGAGGAGGUGGGGGUAACGGCUCUGCAGCUGCCCAGGGCCUACAACCACUACAGCCAGGGCUCAGACCUGGCCCUGCUCCGACUCGCCCACCCCAUAGCCCACACACCCCUCUGCUUGCCCCGACCUGCCCAUCGCUUCCCCUUUGGGACUUCCUGCUGGGCCACUGGCUGGGAUCAGGACACCAAUGAUAACUUCGGCCCCAACCCCCUCUUUUUGCCAGCUCCCAGGACCCUACGGAAUCUGCGCCUGCGUCUAAUCAGCCGCCCCACGUGUAACUGUCUCUACAACCGCCUGCACCAGCGAUCACUGGCCAGUCCCGCCCGGCCUGGGAUGCUGUGUGGGGGUCCCCAGCCUGGGAUGCAGGGGCCCUGUCAGGGAGAUUCCGGGGGUCCCGUGCUGUGCCGCGAACCUGAUGGACACUGGGUCCAAGCUGGGAUCAUCAGUUUUGCAUCAAGCUGUGCCCGGGAAGAUACUCCUGUGCUGCUGACCAAUAUGGCUGCUCACAGCUCCUGGCUGCAGGCUCGAGCUCAGGGGGCAGCCUUCCUAACCCAGAACCCAGAGACCCCGGAGAUCAGUGAUGAGGACAGCUGUGUAGCCUGUGGAUCUCUGAGGAGAGAAGGCCCUCAGGCAGGAGCUCCCUCCCCAUGGCCCUGGGACGCCAGGCUGAAGCACCAAGGGAAGCUGGCUUGCGGCGGAGCCCUGGUGUCAGAGGAGGUGGUGCUGACUGCUGCCCAUUGCUUCAUUGGGCGCCAGACCCCAGAGGAAUGGACGGUAGGCCUGGGGGUCGGACCAGAGGAGUCGGGCCUGAAGCAAGUCAUCCUGCAUGGGGCAUAUACCCACCCAGAGGGAGGCUAUGACGUGGCCCUCCUGCUGUUGGCCCAGCCUGUAACCCUGGGUCCCAGCCUGCGGCCCCUCUGCCUGCCCUACUCGGACCACCGCCUGCCUGAUGGGGAACGCGGCUGGGUCCUAGGGCUGGCCCGCCAAGGAGCAGACACCGGCUCCCCUCAGACAGUGCCUGUGACCCUCCUGGGCCCCAGGGCCUGUAGCCGCCUGCACACAGCCCUCGGGAGCAACAGCAUUCUGCCGGGGAUGGUGUGUACCAGUGUUGUGGGCGAACCGCCCAACUGUGAGGGCCUGUCGGGGGCACCGCUGGUGCACGAAGUGAGGGGCACAUGGUUCCUGGCUGGGCUGCACAGCUUCGGAGAUGCCUGCCAAGGCCCCGCAAGACCUGCCGUCUUUGCGGCGCUCCCCACCUAUGAGAACUGGGUCAGCAGUUUGGACUGGCAGGUCUACUUUGCUGAGGAGCCUGAGCCUGAGCCCGAGCCCGAGCCCGAGCCCGAGCCCGGAAGCUGCGCGGCUAACAUGAGCCAGCCAGCCAACUGUUGACAGGUGGCUCUGGGACGCUGCAGUCACAGCAAGGCAACUCCCACGGAAUUGCCUCUCUCCCAUCCAGCCCCCCGCCUUUCCCAGGCAGGUCCAACAGCACAAAGGGCUCUGGGAAGGAACCUGCCCUGAAAGCUCCACCCUGCAGGACAGCGAGAUGUCGCCCGUGGAUGCCCCCUACCCAGCUCUGCGGUCCAACGCAGGCGUCCCGAGCUUUUCCUAUUCAUCCCUUCAGAUUCAACGACACCAGCCAAGUACUUUGAAAAUUUCU
Molecule: messenger RNA, 1969 nt
Organism: Budorcas taxicolor (takin)
Lineage: Eukaryota; Metazoa; Chordata; Mammalia; Artiodactyla; Bovidae
Gene: PRSS53
Product: serine protease 53
Exons: 11
Coding region: 1-1701 (566 amino acids)
Biological process (GO): proteolysis
Molecular function (GO): serine-type endopeptidase activity
Source: RefSeq, a predicted model, not a curated record